UGGAUCUGACAUGACCCCUAGGCUAUCUAAUCCGUAUAUUUAGUACCCUUUGCAACCUUGGUGUAUUUGUAUUCAAGAUUACAGGUAGAAUGCAGGUCCAUCGCAGAGACCGUGGUAGUCCAAAUCCGGGUACGGUAUUCCCCGAUCUGGCACCAGAUGUUACACAUCUGAGAAAACAUAAUGAAGACUAUCCAAUCCAUGAGGAAGGAAAUUUGCUUAAACCAUGUAGCAUCACGGGACAGAGCAUACUAUCGCAAUAUUUAGAAUAUAGGCGUGUUAAAUAUCGUGCCAUGGAUCUUUUGCAAAAGGAUGUAGAUGAAUGUUUGAUGGCAUACGACAUUGAAGCGGAUGUGGAGAACCGAUUGCAAAGGGAAACCCAUGUGGAUGCUGAAGGAUAUAUCUUGGUAACACAUGGUCCAGUUCCUGUUAAAGCCCAUAUAAUAAAAGACAGAAAGCGUGGGCACGGUACUAACAUUACGGCAAUUGAUUUCUAUAGGUUCCCAAAUAAGGAACGCGAAAUAGCGGCGUUUUUAACAACAGGCAAUGGUGGAGAAUGAUAUGUUGAACCUUGCUAUAGGAUUAAUCCCUCCGUGUUUGGCGAAUUACUGGUGCAGUGAUAGUAGAUUAAUUGAUGCCGUUUAACAUCCCAAUGGUUAUGUUGCAUCUAUUUGCAUGAUGUAAUGAUUCUACCAUUACGAUGAUGUGUCAUUACACU
Molecule: messenger RNA, 715 nt
Organism: Babesia bovis T2Bo
Lineage: Eukaryota; Apicomplexa; Aconoidasida; Piroplasmida; Babesiidae
Exons: 1
Coding region: 90-557 (155 amino acids)
Source: RefSeq, a predicted model, not a curated record